Molecule: messenger RNA, 240 nt
Organism: Cooperia oncophora
Lineage: Eukaryota; Metazoa; Nematoda; Chromadorea; Rhabditida; Trichostrongylidae
Source: the annotation of a GenBank genome assembly
AUGGAGAUACAGUCUUGCCCGCAGUGGUGUGAUGGAUGUGGUGGCCGCUUACUGACGGCAUUACUCAUCCACGCAGUUAUCGUCCAACCCAUAAGCGCAUAUUCUCGAUUUGGACGACAAUCAGAUGAAAUCAGAGCGCUAUACAGCAAAGGUGCUCCGUUGAGCAUCAACGAGCAAAUGUUGGGAGGAUCAAAUAUUCACUAUUAUGGCCGAUUCAGGUUAGUAAUCAUCAGAAAGUAU